GUCCCUUGUGACUCCGCAGCCAUGUUCGGCUUUAGAGCAAAGCGUCCGGGCUCCAUAACUGUGCUGCUGCUCCGUAACUGUGCUGUGGCUCCAUAACUGUGCUGCUGCUCCGUAACUGUGUGGCGGUUCCGUAACUGAUAACGCUGGAUGUCAGUCUGCUGCUCUGAUACAUCCAGGGAGUGAAUAUCUGUCUGUCACACAUAAACGUUUCGGAAGUGAACAAGCGGAAGGAGAUCCGGUCUGGACGUCAUGGCCUCUCGUAAAAAGGUGCUGCUUAAGGUGAUCAUCCUUGGUGAUUCUGGGGUCGGAAAGACAUCUUUAAUGAACCAGUAUGUUAACAACAAGUUCAGCAACCAGUACAAGGCCACGAUCGGCGCCGACUUUCUGACCAAAGAGGUGAUGGUGGACGACAGGCUGGUCACCAUGCAGAUUUGGGACACAGCCGGACAGGAGCGUUUUCAGUCUCUGGGCGUGGCGUUCUACAGAGGCGCUGACUGCUGCGUGCUGGUCUACGAUGUCACAUCUCCAAACACCUUCAAGACUCUGGAUAGCUGGAGGGAUGAGUUCCUGAUCCAAGCCAGCCCUCGUGACCCAGAGAACUUUCCCUUCGUCGUGCUCGGGAACAAGAUCGACUUGGAGAACAGACAGGUCACUACAAAGCGAGCUCAGGCCUGGUGUCAAAGCAAGAACAACAUCCCUUAUUUUGAGACCAGUGCCAAAGAAGCCAUCAAUGUGGACCAGGCUUUCCAAACCAUUGCUCGCAAUGCACUCAAACAGGAGACCGAGGUGGAGCCCUACGAUUUUCCCGACCAGAUCAAGCUAAGAGACGACAGACCUGCCACCUCGAACGAUGGCUGCAGCUGCUGAGGGAGAUAUAAAAAAAAAAGCUAAUGGCAAGGAGGGAAAGAGAUGACCGUGAUCUAGCAGAGACAAACAAAGAGAAAAUAACAACAACAACAACAAAAAAAAGCAGUACCAACCACCACCAUCUUUGCCAUGUCUUCUCUUCCUCAUACAACACCUCCAGGGUUUGAAUCCAUCCGAUGGCGUCUCUUUCUUUCCCAGUCCCGUGCAGCACAGGGCAUCAUCUUCGAUUCAGCAUAGCAACCCUUAAAAAAAAAAAACAACAAAAAAAAAACUCCUCCUCUCAGUAUCACUACUGUCCAAGACGGUCACUACGCCCUCUUUUCCUUAAGCAAAUGUGUUUUUGUUGUUUGUUUGUUUUUUGUUUUUUUUUCUUCUCUCUUUCAAAUCAUCGUGCCUUUGGUUCUCUAUCAUUCCAUGUGUCUUGUGUAUCUCUGUGCUGAUUAUGCAUUCCCUGCUGUAUAAAAGUCCACCAGUGA
Molecule: messenger RNA, 1343 nt
Organism: Tachysurus fulvidraco (yellow catfish)
Lineage: Eukaryota; Metazoa; Chordata; Actinopteri; Siluriformes; Bagridae
Gene: rab7b
Product: RAB7b, member RAS oncogene family
Exons: 6
Coding region: 250-867 (205 amino acids)
Biological process (GO): phagosome-lysosome fusion; endosome to lysosome transport
Cellular component (GO): lysosome; late endosome; phagocytic vesicle
Molecular function (GO): GTPase activity; GTP binding
Source: RefSeq, a predicted model, not a curated record